AACGUUUUCUUCUUCUUCUCGUCUCUCUCAAAAGCUUCCCCCUUUUCUCACUCUUUAAAGUCCAUAACCGCUCAACAAAAGCAAACUCAGUUUUUUAUUCUCACUUUCCAAACACAACCGAUUUUUUUUUACUCCCCAUAACAAAGAAGUUCUCCCAACACCAUGCUUUCAAGAGUUAAUGGCGGUACUUGGAUGGAAGGUAAAGAAGAUGAAGACUCAGCUUCAUGGAACCAAGCCAACAACAACAACAGUGAUGCUAUAAUGGAGAACAAAGAUGAGAUGUGGUCUUUAUCUGCUUUCAAAUCCAUGUUAGAUGAUGAAUGGUUCAUAGGAAACAACACUAUUUCAAGCCAUCAAGAUAUUAGAGACCUUUCGUUUACUGCAAAUCUUGGUGACCACCAUCAAGAUAAUCUUUUUCUUUCUCAUCAUCACCAUUCGGUGGAUUCUUCAUCUUCAUUCUCGCCAUCUCCCUCCGUUUUCAACAAUCUCGGCCCAUCUCAGGUACACCACCUUUUGCAACCAAAACCUACCUCAUCUUCCAUACUUAAUUUUGUUUCUAAUAGCCCUUUGGACCAUGGUUUUGAUUUGGGUGAAAUUGGGUUCCUUGACAACCAAGCAACAAAUGCCAAUACUUUGUUGAACAGGGAAAAUGCUGGGGUUUUGGGUAGUUUCAUAGAUUUAAGCCAUGAUAAUCAGUUCGAAUCAGCUAAUCUGUGUACCCAGGCUCAGUUAUUGAGUUCUCCGGUGGUUCAGCUACCGGAGAACGGUGCUGGGUUUUCGGGUUUUCAAGGAUUGGAUGAGAAUCCUGGAAACGCCAUGUUUUUAAAGAGGUCUAAGUUGAGGCCACUAGAAAGUUUUCCUUCAGUUGGUGCACAACCUACUUUGUUCCAAAAAAGAGCCGCUUUGAGGAAGAAUUCAGCAGAUAAUGGACCAAGUUUGGGGGUGGUUGAUGGAGGAAACGUUUAUGUUUCGAGUGGUGCUGAGGGAGAUAAAGGGAAGCAAGAAAUGGGUGAAGAGAAUGAGAAGAGGAAAAGGAACGACAGAGAUGAUGUAGGAGAUGUGUGCAUUGAUGGUUCAGCUUUGAAUUAUGAUUCAGAUGAGUUUACUGAGAAUACCAAGAUGGAGGAAACUCUUAAAAAUGGCGGAAAUACCAUACAUGCAAACGAUAGUGUUAAUGGAGGAGACCAAAAGGGUAAAAAGAAAGGGCUUCCUGCUAAGAAUUUGAUGGCUGAGAGGCGGCGUCGAAAGAAACUCAAUGAUAGGCUUUACAUGUUGCGGUCUGUUGUUCCAAAGAUUAGAAAAAUGGAUAGAACUUCAAUUCUCGGGGAUGCUAUUGAAUACUUGAAGGAACUACUGCAAAGGAUCAAUGAACUCCACAUUGAAUUGGAGUCAACCCCUCCUAGUUCUUCCCUGACACCUACAACCAGCAGUUUCCACCCGUUGAUGCCAACUCCAGCCACCUUGCCUAGCCGUAUCAAGGAUGAACUUUGCCCCAGUUCGUUACUGAGUCCAAAUGAGCAGACAGCAAGAGUUGAAGUAAGACUGAAAGAAGGAAAAGCUGUUAACAUCCACAUGUUUUGUGGGUGGAGACCUGGUCUUUUGCUCUCCACGAUGAGGACUUUGGACAGCCUUGGACUUGACAUCCAGCAAGCAGUCAUUAGUUGUUUUAAUGGUUUUUCCAUGGAUAUCUUCCGAGCUGAGCAAUGCAAGGAAGGACAGGAGAUCAAUCCUGAGCAUAUCAAAGCUGUACUGUUGGAUUCAUCUGGUUUCCACAACAUGAUAUAGAGGUUUCUUUGGCAAGGUUAUAUCAAAGUUUGAAUCUCAGAAAACAAGGGGUUGCAUUUUGUUCC
This is a messenger RNA of Hibiscus syriacus, 1850 nucleotides long. Its product is annotated as transcription factor ICE1-like. Gene Ontology annotation, molecular function: sequence-specific DNA binding; DNA-binding transcription factor activity; protein dimerization activity. The record is from RefSeq and is a predicted model, not a curated record. Bases 163 to 1785 code for a protein of 540 amino acids. NCBI's taxonomy places the organism in Eukaryota, Viridiplantae, Streptophyta, Magnoliopsida, Malvales, Malvaceae. Gene Ontology annotation, cellular component: nucleus. Gene Ontology annotation, biological process: regulation of DNA-templated transcription. The transcript has 4 exons.